AUGAUCGAAGACAUGGAUCCUAUGAAAAUUGAUAAUGGAAAUGCAGAGGAUUCAAAUUACAUUAUAUGUGCUGUCCCAGAACUAGCUAAAUCUCAAGAAAUAAACGUAGAGCUGCAAAAAAUAAUUGAUAGAGAAAAAGGAAUUGUUUUAUGAGGCCCUGUAGUUGCAUUAGUAGCUAUUUUUGGUUGGGUAGUGCUAGCUUCAUUUAUCAAAGGUGAUAAAAAUGUCAAGUCAAUAUUAGGAUUUUCCAUGUGUUCAGACAGUUAUUGAGGUUUUCUUAUUGCAGGGUAUUUUUUAUCAAUGCUAAUCAUUAAUAUUUUAACUGGAAUUUAUCUUGUAAAAAGAUACCAAAAAUUUGCCAGGCUCAACUACGAUUUUGAUGAAUUUGAUAUGAAAUGAGAUUACCAGAAAGUAAUAAAAUUUUCAAUAAAUGCAAUUAUUUCUGGCUUUCUUGCUGGAUUGCUCGGCAUUGGAUCAGGGUUGAUUGUUGGACCUGUGAUGCUUUCUUUUGGGAUCCGGCCUGAAGUAUCAGCAGCAAACUCGUCUAUUGUCAUAUUUUUAACGUCAAGCAUAUCAAUGAUACUCUAUAUUAUGGCAAAUUUAGUUGACAUUUAUUAUGCUUUAUGGUUUGGAGGAGUAGCUCUGUUAGGAGCUGCAGUUGGCAUUUUACUUAUAAAGAAAAUAGUUAUUAGAAAAAAGAGAGCAUCGAUACUUGUGCUGAUUCUUGCAGCUGUUCUUUUAAUAUCAUUAAUUCUGAUUCCUACCUAUGGAAUCAUGAAUAUUAUAGACCAAAAUGAUAAAGGAAAUUUUCAGCUUGGCUUCAAAGAUUAUUGCAAUUAA
Messenger RNA from Blepharisma stoltei, 840 nucleotides. NCBI's taxonomy places the organism in Eukaryota, Ciliophora, Heterotrichea, Heterotrichida, Blepharismidae. The record is from the annotation of a GenBank genome assembly.